GUUGUUGUCUGAUUAACAGUUUCUCGGUGGUUCUAGUCAGCACAGAGAAAAUUAGACGGGACAGUCGCUUAUUUGCACCCACAAGGUAAACGCUGAACAAUGCUCGAUUGGCCUCCUGUAUAAUUAACCGUAACGAUGUCGUUUGUGAGGAUUAACCGCCGACCAGGGCGAACUAAGAAAGUGUCUGUUCCCAAGAAAGAAUGGGUGAGCACAGUCACUGACCUCUCGGUGCAUAAAGCUACUCCAGAGGAAUUGUCCAGACGUCAUGAGAUGCACAAGUCCCACAACAAGGCACUGGCGCAGUGGGAGCUGAGGGAGAAAGGCUUAAAGCGUAUGCAGAAAAAGGCCCAUCCAGCGAGCCCUCCUGGAUUGGAUCAGGCCAGGCUCAGGAUCAUCAGAGAGGUGUUGUCAGAUCAGUGCCAGCUGCAGGAUGUUCUUGCACGGUCUGACAGAGCCAUGGCGGUGGUGAAAGAUCUGUUUGGUGAUGCCCCUCGCAGACAGACUGGGUUUCCUAAUGUUACCAUGGCACCUGACUGUGACUCUGAUUCGGAGCUCCCUGUUCUGCAGAAACCAGAUCCGCCCACACAGCUCUCACUUCUCAGCCAAUCCAUGAUGGACCAACAGGCCUUAAAUGAGUUGGAGGAUUCUGCAGCGGAGCAUGGGGAGGAUGAUCAGGACUCUUCAGUCAGCUUUAACAGUGAAAUGUGCAGGCCAAAGAGGAAAACGUGUAAAGCUAAGCCUCCUCAGUGGACUAUAGACCAGCGUCUGCAGCAGCAGAACCUUCCUCAGACUCCGUGUAAUGCAGCAGGAUCAGAUCAACAAGCAGCUCUGAAUGCAACAGUGGCUGUGGAGCGUUUAAAAUCGAGGCAGUCUCAGUCAGACACAAUACAGUCCACCACUCUGGUUACUCAGGUCCUCAAUCCUGAACCUGCUACCUCUCAUUCAGGUGGUAAAAGCAAGUCUUCCAGGACAACCAGAAGGUGCUCUCCAGGAACCUCUGGGCUGGAUGGGUCUGGGUUCAGCUCUCAGAGUGCGAACCAGUCCAGUCUGGAGCUUUUGCAGGACAUGCUGGGUCAGGUGGAAACAGAGCUGGCCUAUCUGGAACCACAGGGGCCUCUCAGCUCAUCUCAGCCGCCUAAUCUGCAUCGGGGCCUCACUGGCUUCUCUGUAGCACUGGUGGCCACUCUGGGACGCAUUGCCAGUCACCUUAGACGAAGAGAGGAGGAGGCUCAAAAAGAGGCACAAGUGAGAAAGAGUCUGGAGGAGGAGGUCGGGGAGCAGAGGGCUCUGAUUGAUGCCCUCUCAGCUGAGUGCCUCUCACUGAGGGAGGAGAGCGCUGCACUACAGGAAAGUCUCAGAGAACGGACAACAGAACUUGAGCAGCGCCUGGACAUGGUGAUCCUGGGGCUGGGAGAUUUAGGAAGUGGAAAAGAAGAGAGAGAAAUAGAACCACAAGAUGGUGCAGUGCCAAGAACUGAUGCUAUGCCUCUUCACACUGAACGGCUUCCACAGAAGCAGGUCUCCGAAACUCCCGCUGUUUUGCUCUCUCCUCCACGCCAGAGAGACAGCAGAGCGCCUCCUGCAGCAGCUCGUUCUCGCUCUUUGCGCUUUGAGGGUUCUCAUUCGACGGCCAGUGCUGGGUCGCUGGAGGACUCUGAGGCCCGCUGCACUCCUUCCUCCUUCAUCAGUCUGCCCGAUAGUGUCUUGCCACGUCCAGUCCCGCUGCUGGACCAUCCACCCCAGUAUGCAGGGCUGCAGCAGAUCGCAGAGUUGACCAGUCAGAAUGGGGUGAUUCAGGCUCAGCUGGGCCAGUUCUGUCCUUCUCACACAAGAGCUUCAGUGUCCAGAGAGCUGGACACAGACAGGCUGUCCCCUGUCAACACUAAAGACAGGCAACCAUCACCCUCUACUGGACAACAGCCAAAGCAACAGUGUGUGGGUGCAGCUGACUCCUCAGUGAGGCUGAUGGAGGAGAGGCUGCAGCAGCUGAACAGACAGAGUGCAGCAGCAAGGGCGAAACUGCUGGAACUGAUAGAGCAGCAGAAACAGACGACCUCCCUCAAUGUCUCUCCCUCAAUCUCUCCUAUACCUCCACAAUCCAUCAGCCCUAACACAGAUGCUGGAAGGCUGACUCAGGGAUCAUGUGUCUUUGUAUCUGAGAGAGGUCAUCCCUCUAACACAAACAGCAGAAGGUCAGCAGAAGCAGUUUCUCCACAAAGUGAAGAGGGAGGAGAAAGGCGUGUCAUUAAUACACAGGUGGAUAAACUGAAAGGAGAAGGCUGGUUUGCACUGUCUGCUCAUAUCCGCUAAAACCAUUCCUGCAAACAAGCAACAGGACUGAUGGGACCAGCUGCUGCACCGUACCUGCGUUCUUUUACACUGUUUGUUUUUAAUAUUGUACAUACUUUAAUAAAUUUUAAACAGUUU
Colossoma macropomum (tambaqui) is the source of this 2427-nucleotide messenger RNA. It is a transcript of the gene spice1, whose product is annotated as spindle and centriole associated protein 1. Gene Ontology annotation, cellular component: centriole; spindle; centrosome. The transcript has 18 exons. NCBI's taxonomy places the organism in Eukaryota, Metazoa, Chordata, Actinopteri, Characiformes, Serrasalmidae. Gene Ontology annotation, biological process: regulation of centriole replication; metaphase chromosome alignment; mitotic spindle assembly. The record is from RefSeq and is a predicted model, not a curated record. The coding region runs from base 136 to 2310 and encodes 724 amino acids.